AUGCAAGAACAUCAGCUUUCUCGAGGUGACCACCAGCUAUGCAUAGAGUCCCGAUUGGCUUUACAGCGUUCCCAAAUCGACGAGGACUGGGGCCAAGCAGAGAACAACUAUCGACAUUUGCGUGCUGAAGUGGAUCGGGUCAGAGGGCACUUAGAGGCCUCCGGUCUAUUGUCAAACACCGUUUCAUCAGCUGUUGUAUCCACUGGUGUAGACUCAGGAAACAACCUUGGACCUGUCACUAAGCCAAACUUUAAUAGAACAGAGAAUUCUAGGACAUUUCAAUCCGCUACUACUACGCGGCCUAAUGGGUCCGGUUUUAAUCGGCUUGAAGCUGGGGUUCAUGAGAUCAAUGAAGAGCGAGGUAACGAUGAGGGAACAGAAGCUAGAACAAAUGAGCCAAGGGAAGCCAAAGGCUCGGCUGUCCAUGCUAAAGUACUGCGCCAUCGUCACUCCCAAAAAUCUCUUCCUGUGAGAAACAACAAGCGAACUGGCACCUCUAGAAGAACCAACGAAAACAUCUCUGGUCGAAGUCACUCGAGAUUGCUUUCGUGA
This is a messenger RNA of Protopolystoma xenopodis, 552 nucleotides long. NCBI's taxonomy places the organism in Eukaryota, Metazoa, Platyhelminthes, Monogenea, Polystomatidea, Polystomatidae. The record is from the annotation of a GenBank genome assembly.